Messenger RNA from Ciona intestinalis (vase tunicate), 2415 nucleotides. RefSeq names its product sphingosine kinase 1. Gene Ontology annotation, cellular component: intracellular membrane-bounded organelle; membrane; cytoplasm. The record is from RefSeq and is a predicted model, not a curated record. Gene Ontology annotation, biological process: sphingosine biosynthetic process; phosphorylation. NCBI's taxonomy places the organism in Eukaryota, Metazoa, Chordata, Ascidiacea, Phlebobranchia, Cionidae.
UAUAUUGCUUCUAAUCUACAGUACUUUUCCAUGUUAGAAAAUGACGGGAGAUGAUAGAAAUACAACAACGCUGUUGUCAUCGCUGUUCGUCUUGUAUCCUAAGAAAACCACUGCACAGGUUACACUUACAAAUAAAGAAGUCAUAAUAGAAAUUGACCAGGACAAGAAUAAAUAUACUGAAAAAAUAUCAUUGGACGAUGUAAUAGGUUGUCAUGUACUGGAGGGAAACCACACCACAGGUUGUGAUUGGUACCUCUGCAUAUUUUCCUAUCCUUUAAAAAAGAAGUUGUUUAAGGGAAUGAUAAGGCACAGAAUCACAAGGUCACUGGGUAUUAUUUCAAGCAAGGACAGAAACAAUAACAAAGAAAUCGCAGAAAAAUGGAAAUGUGUUAUCAAGUAUUUAAUAUCAGGAAAAACUGUCACAAAAUCGGAAGUUGAAUCUGUGGUAGAAUUACCUUCGAGGCGAUACAUAGUAUAUGUCAACCCAUUCAGUGGACAGGGUAAAGCAGUAGAGAUGUACAAUGGACCAGUUCGCUCAAUGUUGGCGGAAGCUGAAGUAAAACAUAAAAUGAUUAAAACAAAAUAUGCUGGUCAUGCUAAGGAAAUGGUAAAAGAAGUAAACCUCAGUGAUUGUGAUGGCAUAAUUAUUGUUUCUGGUGAUGGCUUAGUUCAUGAGGUAAUAAAUGGUUUGAUGGAGAGGAAAGAUUGGAAGACAGCGAUAAAAACCCCAAUUGGAAUUGUUCCAGGUGGAUCCGGUAACGCCCUUGCUGCCUCAGUUAUCUAUGCCUCAACAGGCUUACACCCGGUUCCUUCUUCAACUACAUCAUCUGUCUUCCAUAUAUGUCGUGGUGCUGCGAAAGAUCUUGAUAUAAUGGCCAUUGAAACCAUCAGUCAAAACAAUCCGCUUGAAACAACGGUGACAUACGGGGUACUUGGUGUAGUGGUUGGACUUAUCGCUGACGUUGACAUCGACAGUGAACACUUGCGGAAAUUUGGGGAAGGAUUUAGGACAGCGUUAUAUGGAGUCUUGCGUGUUCUUACAUUUAGAAGUUACAAAAUAAAUGUUAGUUAUUUACCAAUGGGGAAACCACCUUCUGUUAAUUGUGAAAACAAUGAAACCACUUCACAAUCAAAGCAAUCAGUAGAACCAGCUGCAAAUAAUCGUAACUUAGCAGCUGGAGAUACCUCCCCUCCGUUACAUAAUGAUCUUCUUGCUCCUCUGAAUCAACCUCUUCCAAAGAGCUGGAGGGAGGAGACAGGAGAGUAUUUGAUGGUCAGUGGGAUCAACCUGAGCCAUCUCUCCCAGGAUGCAAUGAUUCAUAAAAAUCUCAAAUUCGGAGACGGUACAAUCCAAGUAGCAAUGAUGAGGUCUGGGAUGAACAGGCGAACUUUGAUAAAGUUGUGGGGAGCAUUGGAGGAUGGAUCAGGUAUCGUGGAUGACCCCAGUGGACACAAGGAAGUUCAACUUUGUUCAGCUUUUCGAAUCAGCCCGGAGUCGAAUCAAUGUAAGAUUACUCUGGAUGGAGAGAAAGUGCCUUUUGGUCCGCUACAAUGUCAAGUACACCAUGCACUAGGUAGAAUAUUCAGCACUGCGUAAUAACGAUACAACCAUAGCUUAAACACAUUAUACUGUACCUUUUUAUGUUAAAUGCACAAUUUAAUUAUUUUAUAAAUUAUUUCUUUAGUAGUUUUUUCAUUACAAUUUUUAAUAAAAUGUUUGAACCAUGUUUUUGUACAAAUGUUACGGUUAAGUUGUUACAUUUGGAUUCUAAUGCACCACUGAUUCCUCCUGCAUCUUAAUUUAUAUGCAAUCUGUGUAUCAUUUACUAACUUAAUGCUGAAAGGCAACCCGGUUACCAACUGUCUUUGUCAUGUUCACAACCACCACUAACAUUUAUGUAUGUUUAAAUAUUUGCCCAAAGUGUAACCAUUCUAAUUCACUUUUUCCCAUCUGUUUGUUACCAUUAUCUUGAGCUGUCAUGGAUGUGAUAAAUGCUGCUAUGAAGCUUGUCAUUGAUGAAUUGCUGCAUAUUUGAAUAAUUAAAGCUGUCACAACACAUUUGUCAACUUUAAAACAAAGCGUGGCUAUGCAGUUGUUGGGAUGUGCUUUGCAUCAUUAUUUACCAACAUUUUGUCCUCCUAUUCCUGCACCUGAAAACAUAAGAUACAAUGCCAAUAUAUAUAGAGACUGCCAACAUGUACUUCCUACAUUCCAUGAGGUUAUAAAAUAGUUGCUUCAAGCAACAGUUGUGUUUUACUGGUAUACUUAACAGUAUUAAAUGAAAUUUUAAAUUUAGUUAAAUUAUUAAAUAAACUAAUUGUGGUGAAGCGUAUUGUUGAUCUUAUUAUUGUUUGAAGUUAGAUUCCUUGUUCCUUUAACUUGUAAAUUACAUUUUCAUCAGUCAUAAAAGUUCA